GCGCGUGCGCGAAAAGCAGACUUUCGUGGCCCCCGAGAUCCGUCCGGCGAAGCGUCGUUGGAGAAUCCGAGCGCGCGUGCUCGAAUUGCAGGAUGGCGCAUGCGCGCUGGAGGCGUUGAGGUCCUCUGGGCAGCGACCGCUUCGUUUAGGGGCGUUUUUGCUCGCUCCCGGUCUGACCGAUGGCCAGCGGGACGUCGAAAUCGGAGUCCGGUGCCCAGUUGAUUGCACGCCUUGAAGGUCGAAGUUCUCUGAAAACUCUUGAGCCGUGCCUGUUUGCUGAGGAAGGAUAUCCCGUUUAUGGAGACGUCAUCGAAUUCCACGGUCCGGAAGGGAUAGGAAAAACAGAAAUGCUCUAUCAUCUGAUCGCUCGCUGCAUUCUUCCAAAAUCAAGAGGUGGUUUGGAAAUUAGCGUGGUUUUUAUCGAUACGGACUUCCAUUUCGAUAUGCUGCGUUUAAUCACACUCCUGGAAUGCAGGAUGUCGUAUCGAGGCACCGAAGCCACCAUGAAGCACUAUCUGGAGAGAUUCUUCCUUAUUAAUUGCCACAGCAGCUUUCAGCUGCUGCUUAGUCUUCACUCUCUGGAAACCAUGUUUUUGUCCCAUCCUUCCCUUUCCCUCUUGAUCAUAGACAGCAUGUCGGCUUUUUAUUGGAUAGACCGGGCCAACGGAGGAGAAAACCUGAGCUUACAGGAAGCGAACCUAAAAAGAUGCGUGCAGGUUCUCCAAAAGCUUGUUAAGGACCAUCCCUUGGUGUUGUUUGCCACGACUCAGGCGCUUAUGCAGAAGUCACCGAACUUCGGGGAAAGCUCAGAAAAAACUGAGUGUGAUGCAGGUUCAGAUUACCGCCCUUUUCUUUGUAAACCGUGGCGACAGCUUGUCACCCACCGGAUCUUCUUCUCCAGGCACCCCCAUCCAGAUGGCAGCCAAGGAUUUUUAAUAACUACGUGUCACCUUCAGAACGACUGCGUGGUAAAACGUUCCUUCUGCAUUACAGAACAAGGGGUUGAGUUUUAAAAGCCCAGGUUAAUUUUAAAGGCACGUGUUUUUUUUUAAAACAGUUUUUACAAUUUUGUACUCACUUUAUCUAAAAUUUAAUUUUAGAAAGCCUGCCAAUCAGCUUUGGGCUAAUACUCAGAUGUAUAUGGGCAAAUUGAUUAAGCAUAUUAAAAAAGUUAAGUUCUGAAAUCUAAUAAAAGUGGUUACUUCUUAUUUUCAAGCACAGAAACAGAAGUUUUGACCUGGGCUGAGUGCUGAGGUUGGCUUGAUUUUUUUUUCCCUUAGAAAAAAUGCAUUUGUUGACUUGCAUGUAUAGUAAGUCAUACUAUAGUAUAGUAUACUUUAGUAAGUCAUACUAAACUGAAUUUAAUAGGAAAAAUACUAAUUUAUUUUUCCCAAUCCACUGAAUAGUUUGCUUU
Messenger RNA from Ahaetulla prasina, 1414 nucleotides. RefSeq names its product X-ray repair cross complementing 2 (gene XRCC2). Gene Ontology annotation, cellular component: centrosome; replication fork; Rad51B-Rad51C-Rad51D-XRCC2 complex. The coding region runs from base 180 to 1013 and encodes 277 amino acids. Lineage: Eukaryota; Metazoa; Chordata; Lepidosauria; Squamata; Colubridae. Gene Ontology annotation, molecular function: ATP-dependent DNA damage sensor activity; four-way junction DNA binding; ATP binding. Gene Ontology annotation, biological process: double-strand break repair via homologous recombination; DNA strand invasion. The transcript is spliced from 3 exons. The record is from RefSeq and is a predicted model, not a curated record.